AUGGGAGGACCAGAGUACGAUUGUCUGAUUAACCCUUUGGGAGCUGUUCGAAUCUCCUUCGAAAAGGCUUUAUCUUCCGGCUACAAUCCGGCUUCGUCGGUCGGAAAAGACUGGGGAGUCGUCGAUUUGUUCCGUCACUAUUUAUCCGACGAAUCUGCAAUCUCUCAGAUUCCAAUUCUUGAUUCUUCAACUAUCAAGUGGGUUCAGCCAAAGACUCUUGUUCGGUUUCGUGGAAUGAUACAGGACAUGCUUGGAAAUGAAUUCUAUGCUGGUUCUUACAAGGAUGGUUCAACAUGGAGAACCAAUAAGUACAGUGAUGUCUCACAGUUUCCUGAGAGUUCUUCUUCUGAAAUGCAAGUUUGGGAGCGUCGUUUACUAUACUGUGUUCCGGUCCCUGGACAAAACCAAUGGACUGAAUGUUCUUCCGAAGAGCUGAAGAACCGGUUUUUGAAUCUAACUGGCCAAAACAGGGAAAAGCGUGUGAGAGUUGAUGAAGAAAUGACUGAUUCCAUGGAGUCAAAUACUUUAGAAGCUGGACUUAAUGGCUCUCCUUUCAAGAAAAUGAAAUCAGGGGAAGGUACCUCAUCAGCUUCAGGAUCUCAGGUUCCCGGGACUAAUGGUGCUCCACAAUGUUCUGGUAUCCUUCCUGCUACAAGUAAAGAUUCUCUAUCUUGUCUUGUGAAGAUUUAUGAUUCUCCAGAGUCAGAAUUGAAGCUAAAUGAUGUGGUUGAAUUCCUUGGAGUGUUGACUUUCGAUACAAAUGUAAUGGAUAUGGAUUCACUUGAUGAAAACUCUGAGGAUCUUUCUGAAGCUGAAUCUGUUCAGAUGCCUCCGGGAAAGGUUCCACGUCUCCAUUGUAUUAUCCACAGGAAGCUUGAAACUCAACAUUUCCUGCAUGGUUCAUCCUUGUUAACAGAGCCGAAAUCCCCUCAAGUAUUCAAAGAGAUAAGAGAGAGUUUAAUGAAGUACCUUACCAGUCUACUUGGGAAUGAUCACAUUGCAGCACAGAUCCUAUUAUUGCAUCUCCUGUCGAAGGUGAAUGGAAGAGUAGAUAAUGUUGCUGUCGGGAAGCUUUCACUUAAUCUCAUACAUCUUAACAAAGAAAGCAUGUCCAUCUUUGGAAAUCAGCUCAGCAAUGCCCUUAAAAGUCUCCUACCGUUUACACAAUCGAUACCACUAACUAUUGAGUAUCUGAACACUGCCUCCCUCGGUCCCAAUAAAGAUUAUCGAAUCAACCGAUUGGUGCCUGGAGUUCUACAAAUUGCUGAUGGUACGCACUUGAUAUUGGACGAAACAGAGUUGCAACCAGGCACCUUGAACUCCAUUGGAGUCGGGAAUGCAACGCUGCUUAAAAACCUCUUGGAAUGUCAGAAGGUGGAGUAUGAUUUCCAGUAUUAUAAAAUGGAAAUGGCCACUGAUGUUCAAAUGCUCAUCUUCUCCGAGGGCAAAUCGAACAUAAUGCCCGCCGAUCUGGUCCUACCUUUUCAACCUUCCCAAUUGAAUUCAUUGGAAAUCAUCACACCAGAAACAGCAGAAGCUUGGAGGUACUACUUAGCUACGUGCAAAUCAUUAUCUCACUCCAUUGGGCAAGAGUUGCAACAGGUAGUGGAGAAUGAUUUGGUUGAAGCAAGGCAAACGGAUCGUAGUUUAGGUAGCCAAGACUUGAGCAGUUAUGGUGAGACUACGCUUUCACUAGAGCACUGGCAAAUGGUGUUGGAGCUAGAAAGACUUAGAAAGGAGAGGCUCAAGUAA
Messenger RNA from Arabis nemorensis, 1752 nucleotides. Lineage: Eukaryota; Viridiplantae; Streptophyta; Magnoliopsida; Brassicales; Brassicaceae. The record is from the annotation of a GenBank genome assembly.